Messenger RNA from Thamnophis elegans (Western terrestrial garter snake), 4537 nucleotides. RefSeq names its product RAD18 E3 ubiquitin protein ligase (gene RAD18). The transcript has 14 exons. The record is from RefSeq and is a predicted model, not a curated record. Gene Ontology annotation, cellular component: Rad6-Rad18 complex; nucleus. Bases 94 to 1635 code for a protein of 513 amino acids. Gene Ontology annotation, molecular function: ubiquitin protein ligase activity; single-stranded DNA binding. Gene Ontology annotation, biological process: protein monoubiquitination; DNA damage tolerance. Lineage: Eukaryota; Metazoa; Chordata; Lepidosauria; Squamata; Natricidae.
CUCCUCCAGGACACUGAAAGAAGGACCGCGCGGGUAAUUUCGAGCCCGGCGGGGCGGGAGAAAUAAAAGUUUGGGUAGUUGUAGCUGAAGGUGAUGUCUUUCCCGGCGACUGAAUUGCGGUGGCCCGAGCACCUUGUCCCGCUGGAAGAAGUUGAUAACUUGUUGCGUUGUGGGAUAUGCUUUGAUUACUUCAACACUGCAAUGAUAAUUCCACAGUGUUCACAUAAUUAUUGUUCUCUAUGUAUUCGAAAGUCGCUGUCCUAUAAACCUCAGUGCCCUAUAUGCUGUAUGGUAGCCUCAGGACCUGACUUGAAAAAUAACCGGAUAUUAGAUGAGCUGGUACAGAACUUUAUUUCUGCAAGACAGCGGCUGUUCCAGGCAGUUUUGGAUUCUCCAUCAAUUUCUUCUCCAACUCUGUUACCUAAGAAAGCUCCUCUCCAAGGUCACAUUUUGAACUCUCCAGAUGGAUUGUUUUUCAAACAGAAAAAGCAACGUGCAGAUACCUUUCCAGUCAACGAAAAUAGACAUUUAAUAUCAGCUGACAAAGGCAAAAAUAUUAAAAUAAAGCAAGAGGAGAACCCCUGUAGCUCAGAAGAAAGUUAUGAGGCGGGUGGUAAAGAAGUAGCAAAUACAGCUCCCACUGGAAGCAUCAGAAACUCUGAAAUGCCUUCCACAUCUGCAACAAAAUUUGUCACAAAAGUGGAGUGUCCUGUCUGUGGGGUUCCUGUUCAAGAACUACAUAUAAAUAACCACCUUGAUAGUUGCCUGACAAGAGAUGAGAAGAAAGACAGUCUCCGAAGUUCUGGACAAAAAAGAAAGUUACUACCGAAACUGGUUUACAGUUUACUUUCUGACCGUGAUCUGAGGAAAAGACUGAAAGAACAUGGAUUGUCCACCCAGGGAACAAAACAACAGCUUAUUAAACGACACCAAGAAUUUGUGCAUAUGUAUAAUUCAGAGUGUGAUUCUCUAAAUCCUAAAUCAGUUGCGGAAAUAGUAAAAGAACUGGAAAAUAUUGAAAAGACUCAAGCACAACUUGAUGCCAGUAAACCCAAAGAAGAUAGUAUGAUAUUUACAAAGCACCAGACAGAGAAUGAAAUAGAUGAAAUUCAUAGAGAUUAUCGAAAGAAACACAAAGCUGAAUUUCAGCUUUUAAUUGACCAAAUGAAAAAACGAAAGAAAAAUGCAAGCAAAGAACAGAUAAAGGAAGAAAAACCGGAGCAGAAAGAAGCAACUACUGAAAGUGGAGAAAAAUUAAGGGUUCAAGAGCAAAGUGAUCUGGCCUCUGUCAGCAAUCAGUCUCCCGAAGCUGCAGCCUGCGAAGAAAACCUCUCUCUUUUUGCUGCCUGUCACUCUCCUGCAUCUUCAAACAGAGUGAAAGGACAGGCAGGCAGCAACCCUCCACGUGUGAAAGAGAACUCCUGCACCAGGCAGCUGGAACCAAACAUGGAUCCCAAAUAUCCGAGCCCCAUUCCUGCAACCCACUCAAGUUCAGACAUCAUAAGAGAUUUAGAAAUUGCUGGGAUGUGUUCAGACUCAUCAGAUAAAAAAAGAAGUGUGAAAACGACCAAACAAAAAUCACAACAUUCUAGGAGCAGCUCGCCAAUAUCCAAGAGUAAGCGAAGAAGAAAGUAGCAGACAUGCUAUUUUGUUACAAAAAUUUCCAAAAUGGCUUUACUUCUAAAAAUUUAGAAGCAUAUCUGUUGGCAAAUUCCAUCCCCAGCAAUGAACGUUGCUUUACAAUAAAUCUACUUUUCCUGUUAAUAGCUGUAUAUUUAAGGUGGAAGAAAGUACUGUAUUACAUUCAGAAUGUAAGCUUUAGAAUAUAUGCUGUUUUACAAGAUCAACCUUGUCUUAACUGUAUGUAUAGUGGACUGCAAUUACUAUCAUCUUCAGUGAUGCUCUUAGGACACCAUUUAAUUCAAAGUAUUUAAUUAGAAAAAAGUUGAUUUAGGUAAUUUUCAUUCUUUUUCUUUACCUCCAUUUUUAGCACUUAUGAAUAUGGUUGAAUCAUUAUUCUGGAUAUAUUUUAUAGCACGAGUUGUACCAUGGUUUUAUUCUUUCAUAUAGAAAAAGAAAUCAGAAAUAUUGUAUGUAUGUAAAAACAAUGAAAACUUGCUAUUUGCUCUGAGAGUAUUGCUUUUUCAACUGUCUUCCUCUUUAUUUAUUUAUUCUUUGACAUCUAUAUUCUUAGAACAAAAUUUUGUAAAUUAGAAUUUCUAGACUAAAAGAAAUUCAGACAAAUGAAAUUAAUUCCAGAAUGAAUAUUUUCAUCUGCUAUUUCUUGAUAAAAUGAUUUCAAGAUCAUGCCACAUGAGAUUAUAAUUAUGUACUGAUAUUUUGCCAAACUUAAAUAAUUUAGCAACACGGCUAACAAAAUGUCCACUCCUAUGCAUCGAUUUAGAUUGCAUGACCUGGAAAUAAUUUCAUUACAAAAUUAAUUUUGUUAAUUAUUCAACUGCCCAACACUUUCACUGCUGAAAAAAUAGAAAAGGGCCUAUUUUCUGUUUCCACCACCACCUUCUCCAAAUGGAGUAUUGGGGAUUCUAGAACAGAUGUGGGGGAAUAAGAAAUUUAAGAGGGAGGACAGGAAAUUAGGAUCUUGUUACACAGAACAUCUCCUUACACAACUUUGGAUUUUUCUCUCAGUUUAUGUGUUGUAAAAAAAUUCAGUCCUGUGAUGCAUGCCAUAUAACAAAUUCUGCUUCUAUCACUCUCAUUUGCAGGAGUAUAUUGAUGAGACUACUACUAAUGCUAAAUAUUUUUCUGUUCAUACAUACACACCCGUACACACAAACAAACAUGAAAUUCGAUAUUGAGCAUGGUAUAUAUAGUUUUGCAUGCUAUGUAAUGAAGGCUUUUCUAAUCCCAAAUCAUAACAAUUUAAAAAAAUAAGGGUAAAGUGCUACUUUUUCUUUUUGGGAUUUCUUCUAAAUCUGGAAACAUCGCUGCUUCAUCUCUGAAAAUGAAUUUGGGAUAAUGGGUGAGGAACAUUCUCACUGCCUCUGACAUUUAUCCUAUACUUAUUUCCUUGAAUAAAGGAAUGUCUGCCUUCUUUCUCUUUCCCCCCCAGCUCCAAAAAAAUGGGAGAAAGUAGAGGCUGCCCUUGGGUUAACAGAUAAGACUACAGCUUGAGCAUGAAAUAGGAAGGCAUUGUGUUCAGCCUCUAUUCCUCAUGAAAGGGUUGAACUCAAAGGGCCCCUUCACCACAGAAGGAAACUUUCAGCUUGGCUGUGAAGUGAAAGGCAGAAGGGGUACACUGAUUUUGCCUGGGUACCCACUGGCGGUUCUGAAUGUAGAAUCACACAAUCAGAUGAAGAGACCUUCGUGGCUUUAGUAUCUCAAUGUAAGUCCAAGCCAAAGUAGAAGGAAGGAGAUUGGGUUUGCUUCAAGCUUCAGAGCUGAGUCCAGGCUGCACUUUUUAACCAUGGCAAGUUGAAUGACCUUGUCAAUGCCUAUUUAAAUUUCUUUGAAGACUUAGCAUAUAUAGUAACACCAGUUAUUUAAUUACACACACACCAAAAACAUGUUAUAUACAGUUCGUUUUAAUUUUGGGGAUGAAAAAUAAGGCAUCCAAAGGCAAGUUCAUCAUUCUGAUUUCAUUUUCCUUGCAGUCGAGGUGAUGACAUGAGCAGGGCUGUCUGUCUUGUGCUAUGCUGAGCAUUCACAUCAAAGCCUUGCUUGAAUUAAAAUCUGGCUGCUUAUUAAUAUACGUGCUUGCUUUUGACUGCUUAUAAAAUUUCAACUAAGUUUUGGACCUAUUCUUCAAUGUUACUUUGCAGCUAACUUUCAUCAUCACAUAUGCUAAGAUAUUGCACUUAUGUGUAAACAGUUCCCUGAUGGUUACUUUUUAAAUAUGAACUUAGGAAAGUAUUUCCUUACCAACUUUUUGCCAACAACUUUUUAUUUUAAUAUUUAGAAGAUAUCGCUAUGACCUAUUAAUAAAAUCGAGAGCCUAUGUGAAAAAUAACUUUAUCAAAUUAUGUCUUAUUUACAUUCCCUAACACAAGAGUUUUCUUUUAGUUCCCUUAAUGUAAUAUAUUCCUGCAAUGUAUUAUAUCAAAGGCCAUAAAUGUCAGCCCUACUGCUGUGAAUUUUUAUCGCUUUUUAAAAAGUUGCUGCUUUAUUUCUGUUUUAUUGUUUCUUGUGGAUGUCUCUUCAAACAUUUGAAAUGAAUGGUCUCUCCCCCCCGCAUUUUUGGGUAUUUCUGCAGCAUGUCUGAUUUUGCUCAACUCCAUCUGGUGCAGAUCAAGGUCUAUGUCCCAAAGGAAGGUGUGUGUGCAGUUGCUGUUUUGCAGAUUUUUUUUUUGUUAUAAAAACUAGUUUUGAUGUGCAUCUUAAGUUUCAAGAGAUUAAUAGAAAUAAUGGUGGAGUGGAGCUAUGUAAGGAAACUUACUACUCUUAUACUGUGGCUUAAAAGAAAAAUACCAUUGGUAUUUGUCAGAAUAUUUAUGAACUGGAAUACGACAUAGCAACAGGUCAGCCAUUGGGGACUGGCUGGAAUAGGACAUGGUAACAAGUUCAGCCAAUGUAUAGG